AUGCGAGGGCUACCGACUACAGGACCAAACCGGCCAAAGAAGUUAGUCCGCCAUCGCCAACAACAUCCAGUGUGCUUGGCAACAAUUGACGUUGGGACGUUUAUUGGAAGACGUCGUGAACUGACAGACAGUAUCUACGAAAUAUGGGGAUGCAGGCGUGAGGUCGGGAGGCCAAAGAUUCGCUGGUUGGACCGUGUGAAGCUGGAUAUGAUGGAUGCGUAUUUGUGCGGCACAAACGCUAAGAAGGAAGAGGGAAGAAGGAAGAAGGAAGAAGAAGGAAGAAGGAAGAAGGAAGAAGGAAGAAGAAGGAAGGAAGAAGAAGGAAGAAGAAGGAAGAAGGAAGAAGAAGGAAGAAGGAAGAAGAAGGAAGAAGGAAGAAGGAAGAAGGAAGAAGAAGGAAGAAGAAGAAGAAGGAAGAAGAAGGAAGAAGGAAGAAGAAGGAAGAAGGAAGAAGAAGGAAGAAGAGGAAGAAGAAGGAAGAAGGAAGAAGAAGGAAGAAGGAAGAAGAAGAAGAAGGAAGAAGGAAGAAGGAAGAAGGAAGAAGGAAGGAAGAAGGAAGAAGGAAGAAGAAGGAAGAAGGAAGAAGAAGGAAGAAGGAAGAAGAAGGAAGAAGGAAGAAGGAAGAAGAAGAAGAAGAAGAAGAAGAAGAAGAAGGAGGAAGAAGGAAGAAGAAGGAAGAAGAAGGAAGAAGGAAGAAGGAAGAAGAAGAAGGAAGAAGGAAGAAGAAGGAAGAAGAAGGAAGAAGAAGGAAGAAGGAAGAAGAAGGAAGAAGGAAGAAGGAAGGAAGAAGGAAGAAGGAAGAAGGAAGAAGAAGGAAGAAGGAAGAAGAAGGAAGAAGGAAGAAGAAGGAAGAAGAAGGAAGAAGAAGGAAGAAGGAAGAAGAAGGAAGAAGAAGGAAGAAGGAAGAAGGAAGGAAGAAGGAAGAAGGAAGAAGGAAGAAGAAGGAAGAAGGAAGAAGGAAGAAGAAGGAAGAAGGAAGAAGGAAGAAGAAGAAGAAGGAAGAAGGAAGAAGGAAGAAGGAAGAAGAAGGAAGAAGGAAGAAGAAGGAAGAAGGAAGAAGGAAGAAGAAGGAAGAAGAAGGAAGAAGAAGGAAGAAGGAAGAAGAAGGAAGAAGGAAGAAGAAGGAAGAAGAAGGAAGAAGGAAGAAGAAGGAAGAAGGAAGAAGGACCCGGUCUCCACAGAAUCAAGCCUGAACAUCUAAAGUACCUACCGCCAGUCCCCAUGAAGACGCUGGAGAGGCUCUUCACUCGUUAUCUGUCGGAAUUUAAAGCUCCUAAGCAAUGA
Necator americanus (New World hookworm) is the source of this 1284-nucleotide messenger RNA. RefSeq lists its product as uncharacterized. The record is from RefSeq and is a predicted model, not a curated record. The transcript has 3 exons. Bases 1 to 1284 code for a protein of 427 amino acids. Lineage: Eukaryota; Metazoa; Nematoda; Chromadorea; Rhabditida; Ancylostomatidae.